Molecule: messenger RNA, 3415 nt
Organism: Thunnus maccoyii (southern bluefin tuna)
Lineage: Eukaryota; Metazoa; Chordata; Actinopteri; Scombriformes; Scombridae
Gene: kcna1b
Product: potassium voltage-gated channel, shaker-related subfamily, member 1b
Exons: 1
Coding region: 1-1491 (496 amino acids)
Biological process (GO): protein homooligomerization; potassium ion transmembrane transport
Cellular component (GO): voltage-gated potassium channel complex; dendrite; membrane
Molecular function (GO): delayed rectifier potassium channel activity; protein binding
Source: RefSeq, a predicted model, not a curated record
AUGACCGUGGUGUCCACAGACAACAUGGACGAGACGUCCACCCUGCCGGGUCACCCGCAGGACCCCUACCCGCCUGACGACGACCACGACGACCACGACUGCUGCGAGCGGGUGGUCAUCAACAUCUCGGGGCUGCGCUUCGAGACCCAGCUGAAGACCCUCGCCCAGUUCCCGGAAACGCUCCUCGGGAACCCCAAGAAGAGGAUGCGCUACUUCGACCCCUUACGAAAUGAGUAUUUCUUUGACCGGAAUCGACCCAGUUUUGACGCCAUCUUGUAUUAUUAUCAGUCUGGGGGCCGGCUGAGAAGACCGGUCAAUGUGCCACUGGAUAUGUUUUCAGAGGAGAUUAAGUUUUACGAACUCGGCGCGGAGGCGAUGGAGAAAUUCCGGGAGGAUGAGGGGUUUAUUCGGGAGGAGGAGCGACCCCUGCCAGAGAAGGAGUUCCAGCGGCAGAUCUGGCUCCUCUUUGAGCAUCCGGAGAGCUCAGGGCCCGCCCGGGGGAUCGCCAUUGUCUCAGUGAUGGUUAUUCUUAUAUCAAUAGUCAUAUUUUGUUUGGAGACACUACCAGAGCUGAAGGAGGACCCCAAUGACCGGGUGCGGACGGUGGGGAACACCACCAUUUAUUACAAACCUAAUGUCCUCACAGACCCCUUCUUUGUAGUGGAGACGCUCUGCAUCAUCUGGUUUUCCUUUGAGUUGAUUGUUCGGUUUUUCGCUUGUCCCAGCAAGGCGGCGUUUUUUAAAAACAUGAUGAACUCUAUUGACAUUGUGGCUAUAAUCCCGUAUUUUAUCACACUUGGCACAGAGCUGGCUGACGACCAAGACAAUAAGGAGGGGAAGGCAGGAGGGGAACAGGCCACAUCUCUGGCUAUUCUCAGGGUUAUCCGUCUAGUGAGGGUGUUCAGGAUCUUUAAACUGUCCCGACACUCCAAGGGGCUCCAGAUUUUGGGUCAAACACUAAAGGCGAGCAUGCGGGAGCUGGGCUUGCUCAUUUUCUUCCUUUUCAUCGGUGUGAUUUUGUUCUCCAGCGCUGUCUACUUCGCCGAGGCCGAGGAGAAGGAGUCGUUCUUCACCAGCAUCCCGGAUGCUUUCUGGUGGGCGGUGGUGUCCAUGACGACCGUCGGCUACGGGGAUAUGUACCCUGUGACCAUCGGAGGGAAGAUCGUGGGCUCCCUGUGCGCCAUCGCUGGAGUGUUAACCAUCGCGCUGCCGGUGCCGGUCAUCGUGUCCAACUUCAACUACUUCUACCACCGGGAGACGGAGGGCGAGGAGCAGGCCCAGCUGCUCAACGUCAGCAACCAGAACUUGGCGUCCGACACCAACUCGAGCCGCCGCAGCUCUUCGGUGGUCAGCAAGUCGGAGUACAUGGAGAUAGACGAGGACAUGAACAACAGCAUCGAUAACUUUAGGGAAGCAAACCUUAGAACUGCCAACUGCACGGCUCCCAGCCAGAACUGUGUGAACAAGGCGAAGCUGCUCACGGACGUGUGAGGCGGCAACAACGCACCAGUGUAAAUAUUGUAGAAAAAUCUGGAUGCUUUAUCUUCAUUGGUGCAUUUUUUCUUCUUUUUUUUUGCAUUGAUUCAUUCAAACAUGUGUGAAGACUUAAGGAGUUCGAGGCGCACAUGGUAAAUUAAUAAGAGUAGAAGCUCAAUUACUUCAUUAAAAAAAACAACAGAUUUUUGGCAAUAGUGUAAAAAAGACAAGCAGGUGUCAAAGGAACGUUUUUGAUAAACUAUUCUCCCAUUUUAGUAAUUUGUACCCUUGAAUCACUUAAUUCACUGUAUGUCAAGUCUCAGAGAAAAAUCCUGAUGAUGUCAUAGUGAUGCCAUCAUGGUUAUCCCAGUUUAGGCUCCUAUGAGACUAUUCUUAUAGUAGAAGACAUGCCACCCGGUUGAAUUAUGGGAAAUGUAGGAUCCAAUGUUUUUAGAGCUUGACCUCAAAGUAAGGACUUGAAAGUUGGACUAUCUUGACCUCCGCUGCUUCAACGAGCGUCCCAACUUUAUUAACUUGAUUUUGGACUGAGAUACGUUGAUAAACUUCAAGUUUAGGCUGUUAAAAAAACAAUAUUGUCUUAUUUUUUGACAUCUCAUGGCAAUACAGCUUGUUUUAGAGGAACUUUGAUGCCCCAUUUCAUUAAAGCUAUUCUGGAGCUCUUCAUGGAUACAGAGGAUACAAGAGAGAACACAGGGAGCAAAUGAACUCAGUUGAGAGGAAGAUUUUGUAUAUUUGAGGGAAUUAAUUAAGUUUAUUUGUACCUUUCAACAACAAGGCGUCAAAAUGCUGUAAAAGUGCUGUAUAAAGGUAUUAAGGUAAGACAUAAAGGAAACAAGACAAUAUAAAACAUGAUAAAACAUUAAACAGGAGGCUGAAAAUGAGAGUUUUAAGCCUUGAGGGUUCCAGUGAGUAAACUAACUUAACAUAUUGAGAACACAUGGGAAUAUUUUGCAACUUGAGGGCACAAUUUACUAAUUUGACACCAGAAUUUUAUCAAAAAAAAAUCCCCCUGACACCUGCCAGACUUUGCACAAAAGACUCCAUUUUUAGGGAAUAAAAGAAAAAAAAAAAAAAGAAGAAACAAAACAAACACAACAAAGCCCGACUGAGAUUUGAAGAACGAAACCGAGGACGAGUCGCUCCCAGAAGAGACACACUCGGCUGGAUUACAGUUGACGUUCAGGCGUGGGGUUUUUUUUUUUCGCGGCACAUCCAGGGAAGUUUUAGGAAAACUCAUCGCCAGGUGUCGAUCGAUGUUUUUCAGGCACUUUAUCAGAAACAAACAGGAAGUGUGCCGAGCCUUGUGGAGGAUUAUCUGCACUGCUGCUGCUGCUGCUGCUGCUGCCACAGGUCGGCUGGAGGUUCCCUGUAUGAUGCCAUGCAACACUCCUUUAUAUAAAAGCAUGUGGAGACUCUCUUCUCUCUUAUAUCGGCAUGCACAAGAUGUUACCUCAUUUUUAUUUUUGGAUUUUUGUUUUUCUUCUUUGACCGUCAUCUUCUCCUCCUGGAUCGCUGUUUUUUCUCUCAUUUGUUUUCACCAAAAGUGCACUGGCUAUUUAUUAUUGUUUAAGUUAUUUCAGAGCAUUUAAGUGUUGAAUGUUAAAAGCAUUAAGGGAACAGGAACACUUCUUUUUCGAAGAUCAUGGCAUGUCAAAAUACUAAAAAGCAUUAUGGCCUAAUUAGCUAAGGUAUAGCUACGUAUACUCAAUGCAUGACGUCAGUAUUAAAUUGCUUGCAGCUGUGGAGGGACCUCGGGAGCUGGGGGAUGAUGAUGAUGAUGAUGAUGAUGAUGAUGAUGAUGAUUCUCCUCAUUAUUGUCAAGCUAAUGACAGGAAACGGUGCAUGACGGAGCUAACAGCCAGAAAGGACAAAUCUGAUAGAAAAAAAACAAAAAUACAAAAAACAAGACAAAAAAAUA